AUGGCGGCCUCCUCGGCACACAUUCAUGCCCUGGGCUCCUCCCCCGCAGCUGCCAUCUCUCCGUCUGGCAAGGCCUCCAGGAUGUCUUCCUCGAGGUCGGUCUUCUUCGGGAGCCGCCGCUCGGAAGCGAGCUCAAGGGUGGGAGCUCUGAGGUCGGGGAGAGGUGGGAGGGGGAAGGGAGGAGGUGGAUCUCUCAGGGUGGUCUGUGAGAAGGUGGUGGGGAUUGACCUCGGGACGACGAACUCGGCGGUGGCCGCCAUGGAAGGGGGGAAGCCGACCAUCGUGACAAACGCGGAGGGGCAGCGCACGACACCGUCUGUGGUGGCGUUCACGAAGAACGGCGACCGUCUGGUGGGGCAGAUUGCAAAGAGACAGGCGGUUGUGAAUCCUGAGAACACUUUCUUCUCUGUGAAGAGGUUCAUAGGGAGGAAGAUGUUCGAGGUGGACGAGGAGUCCAAGCAGGUCUCCUACAGGGUCAUCCGCGACGACAACGGGAACGUCAAGCUGGACUGCCCUGCCAUUGGCAAGCAGUUUGCUGCCGAAGAGAUCUCUGCUCAGGUCUGCGCGUGUUUGAUUUUCUUUUCCUCUGAUAUUCCCUGUUGAAUUUGAAGGUCUUUCAUACCUCAUGGUUGCACAGAACAUUUAUGCUUCACCAAAUCGUGGAGUCUGCGCGCCACUCUCCCGAAAUUCUUUGGAAUUGUUCAUAUGAUCUUCCUCUUAUCUUUUAAGAGAUUUUAUGUUUAAAGGUCAUCUAGUUCUUAUAAGAUAGCAUUGUGCUCAUCGAAUCUAUUAACCUGAUAUGAGACGUCAUCUAAUCGAUAUAAUCCUUUGUUUUGGAUUCAAGUUUUUUUCCUAAGAAUAGUUUUCAAGGGAUUCUCCACUGAGCACAUUUGGCCAACUUGAGUGCAUUCAUGGAGUGCUUUUUUACAAUCCUUAAAGAACUAGCAGAGAAAGCAUGUAAUAAAGGAUAAGAUUGGUUGGUAAGAUGAGUGCAAUCCAAUGACCAUGGUGUUUCAGUGCGACCCACAUCCACCCGAAACUGCCUUCCCGUUAAUUGAAUGAAUAUGCACCGAAAAACACGAAUAAAUAAUCCAAACUAAAAGCAUUAGAUUGGUUGAUAAGAUAACUGCAAUCCAAUGACCAUGUUAUUUCAGUAUGAUUCUUAUAAUUUAAUGUUUUCUCAUUGAUACCAUCUAUUUGAUCGGCUGCGGUUCCUUUUCACCGUUGAUUGCAUUUGUUCCUCAGCAGUUGGUUUUGUUUAUGCCUUUGAGAUUAUAAUGUAAUUUAUGUGUGCUCAGGUUCUAAGAAAGCUUGUGGAUGAUGCCUCCAAAUUUUUAAACGACAAGGUGACAAAGGCAGUGGUAACAGUGCCUGCAUACUUCAACGAUUCCCAGAGGACAGCGACAAAAGAUGCUGGCCGCAUUGCCGGCCUGGAUGUUCUUCGCAUCAUCAACGAACCCACCGCUGCCUCUCUGGCUUAUGGUUUUGAGAAGAAGAACAAUGAGACCAUUCUUGUGUUUGACCUUGGAGGUGGCACGUUUGAUGUUUCAGGUACGAGAAGCCUUGCAGACCAUGUAAACCUGAUAACCUACUUUUCUGUGCCAAUCUUCUUCUUUUUAUUGCUUCCGCUUUGGUUGUGGUUUUGGUGGGAAGAAUCAUAUUCUUCUUUUAAGGAAGGAUUGAUAUCAGUUUCACAUGCUUAGAUAUAUCUUUCAUGUUAUCAUCUACUUCUUUUUGGUCAUCUUCUUCUCGAGCUUAAUGCAUGAGCUUACUUAAUUCUGCUGAACUUAUUUUUUUCUGGCAGUCUUCUCCUUUUCUUGCUUCUACUUUGAUUGUAGUUAUGCUAGGAAAAAAAUUAUUUUGUUUAAGGAUGGAUUGUGGUCAUCUUCUUCCUGAACUUAAUUCUUUCAACCUUGUUCUGUCUCGUAUUCAGUUCUUGAAGUGGGAGAUGGUGUGUUCGAGGUGCUUUCAACCUCCGGUGAUACCCACCUGGGUGGUGAUGAUUUUGACAAGGUUAGUCAAGCGUAUCUGAUGCUAAAAUGAUGGACUGAUAUCAUACUUAAUUAUAAUUUGACAUCAUUUUCUGUUCAUCAAUGUUCUGCUGAUUGUGAAGAUCUGUAAAUGCGUGGCCAUUUUCCAUUUGCUUUGGGCGUCUAAAAUCAAAAUCUCUCCUCUGUCAUUUCCUCAUUCAUACUUUCAGCUAUAUAUAUCCCAGAUUAAUGUCCUUCCCUUAAUCUUCGAUUUUCCCCCUGUAAUUCCCGUCUAGCAUUCCCUGUGGGCAUUGAAGAGCAUUUUAACGAAGAACAUGGAGAGAAUCUCUCGUUGACAUUUUUAGGCAAAUCCCGAAAGAAAUUCGCUGCUCUUACUUACCGUAUCAUCAUGAUUUUACCAUUCUUAGACUUUAUUUAUUUUUGCCAGAAGGAAUGAUGCUCUUCUCUUAGCAGAAAUUUGCUGCACAGCAAGUUUCUGCCAUAGCAGAGAAGAAGCACUCUCUCUCUCUCUCUUCUUCUUCUUCGUCUUCAUCUUCGUCUUCUCCAUCCCUUUCCAUGGGUUUCUCCAUUGACACCUGCUCAUCUUCUCAUCUGAACCAGAGGGUUGUCGACUGGCUGGCAGCAAACUUCAAGAGAGACGAGGGCAUUGACCUGCUCAAGGACAAGCAGGCCCUGCAGCGGCUGACUGAGACGGCUGAGAAGGCAAAAAUGGAGCUCUCCUCCCUGACUCAGACCAACAUCAGGUAUCCACUCCCCCUCCCCCCCUCCCCGAUCUCCUCCUCCCCUCUAUCAUCUCCUCAGAAAGAAAUCUUUCUUAUUUGUCCUCUGCAGCCUGCCGUUCAUCACUGCGACAGCAGACGGGCCGAAGCACAUUGAGACGACCCUGACAAGGGCCAAGUUUGAGGAGCUCUGCUCAGACCUGCUGGACAGGCUGAGGACCCCCGUUGACAACUCUCUGAGGGAUGCCAAGCUCGCCUUCAGUGAUCUCGAUGAGGUUAUCCUUGUUGGCGGCUCUACUCGGAUCCCUGCCGUGCAGGACCUCGUCCGCAAGAUCACCGGCAAGGAGCCCAACGUCACUGUCAACCCCGAUGAGGUCGUUGCCCUUGGUGCCGCUGUCCAGGUCUGCAGAUUCCUCUCUGUUUCUCUCUCUUACUUUAAAAUCUGAUGGACCAUCCAUGAUAAUUUCCCAUAAUGAUAUAGUAUAAAGCUUGAACGGUGAUUCGAUCCUUUAAAGAGACUCUCUCUCUCGCUCGCUCGCUCGCUCGAUCUUGCUCUCUCUCUCUCUCUCUCUGUUUUAUUUGUUUGCCGCUGCCAGAAACAUCUUUAACCUCUAGUGGAUCAUCCAAGAUAAUUUCUCAUAACUGAUAUUUUAAAGUUUGAACAAAGAUUUCCAUCUUUAUUUUACAAAAUGAGUAAUUUGAUCCAUUAAAUAGGCCGCCCGAAACAUCUUUGAUCUCUAAUGAACCAUCUUUGAUAAUUUAUUUCCCAUAACUGAUAUAAGUCCCCAUAGCUCGAACAAAGAUUUCCAUCUUUCUUUUUCCCAGAAUGAUGAAUUCGAUCUAUUAAAGAGGCGGUGGUGGUGAUCUGGUCUUUUUGUGAAUCCUCAGGCAGGGGUUCUCUCCGGCGACGUGAGCGACAUCGUGCUGCUGGACGUGUCGCCGCUGUCCCUCGGCCUGGAGACACUCGGUGGCGUGAUGACGAAGAUCAUCCCGAGGAACACAACACUGCCCACCUCCAAAUCGGAGGUCUUCUCCACCGCUGCUGAUGGCCAGACCAGCGUCGACAUCAAUGUGCUCCAAGGCGAGCGAGAAUUCGUGCGCGACAACAAAUCGCUCGGCCGAUUCCGCCUCGAUGGCAUCCCCCCCGCCCCACGUGGCGUCCCCCAGAUCGAAGUCAAGUUUGACAUCGACGCCAAUGGCAUCCUCUCCGUCACUGCCAUUGACAAGGGUACCGGAAAGAAGCAGGAUAUCACCAUCACUGGCGCCAGCACCCUCCCCUCCGACGAAGUACUACUACCCACUUUCUCUCUCUAAUUGUUUUUGGUGGCCUUGGGGAGUACUCACUCACUGCUUUUUCUUUCUCUCUACUGGUUUUUUUCUCUAAAUUGUUUUGGGUGGGCUGGGGGAGUACUCAGUCACUACUUGUUCUCUCUAUCUCUACCGGGUUUUUUCCUCUCUAAAUUGUGUUCGAUGGGAUUGGGGAGUGUUCGCUCAUUACUCUCUUUCUCCCUCUACUGGGUUUUUCUCUCUCUAAAUUGUUUUCGAUGGGCUUGGGGAGUGUUCGCUCAUUACUCUCUUUCUCCCUCUACUGGGUUUUUCUCUCUCUCUAAAUUGUUUUUGGUGGGCUUGGGGAUUACUCACUCACUGCUUUUUCUCUCUCUACUAUGUUUUUUUCUCUCUAAUCUUUUUUUGUGGGCUUGAGAGGUGUUAUCACUCACUACUUGUUCUCUCUCUCUCUCUCUAAAUUGUUUUUGUUGGGCUUGGCGAGUACUCACUCACUUGUUAUUCCUCUCUCUACUUAGUUUUUAUUACUCUCUCUCUCUCUCUCUCUCUCUCUCUAAAAUGUUUUUGGCGGGGAGUGCAGGUGCAGAGGAUGGUGAGCGAGGCGGAGAAGUUUGCCAAGGAGGACAAGGAGAAGAGGGACGCCAUUGACACGAAGAACCAGGCGGACACGGUCAUCUACCAGACGGAGAAGCAGCUCAAGGAGCUGGGGGAGAAGGUGCCCGCGGAAGUGAAGGAGAAGGUGGAGGGGAAGCUCGGAGAGCUCAAGGAGGCCGUUGCAGGUGAGUCAACGCAGGCCAUCAAGGACGCCAUCGCCGCCCUCAACCAGGAGGUCAUGCAGCUCGGCCAGUCCCUCUACAACCAGCCCGGUGGCGGCGCCGCCGCUCCGCCCGGCGGCGACCCGGGCUCCUCCGCCGGACCCACUGGCGGCGCCGCUGGGGACUCCGGCGACGUGAUUGAUGCGGACUUCACCGACAGCAAGUGA
Spirodela intermedia is the source of this 4976-nucleotide messenger RNA. Lineage: Eukaryota; Viridiplantae; Streptophyta; Magnoliopsida; Alismatales; Araceae. The record is from the annotation of a GenBank genome assembly.